AUGGCGACGGAAGGUUUUCAGUACCUUGCCCUCUACGCAUUUAUCAAGGACCAGGAAGAGGACCUGGAUCUGCAGGCUGGAGACCUUCUGACAGUCAGCAAGGCCUCCCUGCUAUCCAUGGAGAACUACCAGGAGGGCUGCGUGGAGCAGCCCGAGCGCCUCGGUUGGCUCCUCGGGUACAACGAGCGCACUAAGCAGAGAGGCGACUUCCCGGGGACGUACGUCAAGUACGUGGGCCCCGUGAAGAUGGCGCUCCCAUCGAGUCAACCCAGGUCCCAGCGACCCCUCCCUAUUGCUCCAAGACAAGAGUCGUCUCAAGCUGUUUCUGUGCUGGACCUGAGCGAGCAGUUCACACCGCCAGAGACGGCUCCCCCGACCCUCGCCAGCCUGAUCCAAGCCAUAGAGAAGAGAGGUCUGGACUGCAAGAUAUUGUACAGGACAGAUGCUUCCUCCGGUUCAGACAGCCCAGUGUACAGCAUGAGCUCUGAGAGUGAGACGUGUCAGAAUGAUGUGGGCUACCUGUCCGAGUGUGUGCUGAGCUACCUGAGAGACCUGCCGUCACCCGUCAUCCCCGCCUGUUUCUACGCUCACCUUCAAUCUGCUGUAAAACUGCAGCAGCAGGUCCUACAGCAGUCAGCCGAUGGUGCAGUCGCUGGAAGCCAUGACAGGGAGGUAAGCCUGGUCCUCGAGAGCUCCCCUUCCGUCCCUCUCCAUCACCGUCUCACACUGCAGCACCUCCUCACACACCUGGCCAAGGUCACUCAGGCGCAGGCCAGUAAUGGCCUGGACACACACACGCUGGGAAAGAUCUUUGGACCACUGCUGAUACAAACCGGCCCCUCCACCCCGUGGUUGUCUGUGGAUGAGGAGUUCCCUGCCCUUGUGGUGGAAAGGCUUCUGAUAGAGAGAAUGAUGGAGCAGGACCUCGCUCCUCCGGUUCUUCCAGCAAAGCCAGUCAAGUCACAAAUGGCACCAUCAGCCAUGACGGACACAAGCAGCCUGCUGAACGAUGCUGAGUGGUACUGGGGAGAGAUCUCAAGAGAGGAGGUGAACGAGAAGCUGCGAGACACUCCAGAUGGCACCUUCCUGGUCCGAGAUGCCUCCAGUAAACUGGAGGGCGAGUACACGCUCACCCUCAGGAAAGGGGGGAACAACAAGCUUAUAAAGAUCUACCACCGAGACGGAAGGUAUGGCUUCUCUGAGCCUCUUACCUUCCUGUCUGUAGUGGAGCUCAUCAAUCACUAUCGCCACGAGUCCCUGGCCCAAUACAACGCCAAACUGGACACCAAGCUUCUGUUCCCCGUCUCCAAAUACCAACAGUUGGUGAAGGAGAACAGCAUAGAAGAGGUGGGAGAGCAGCUGAAGGUCUAUCAUGAGCAGUACCAGGAGAAGAGCCGCGAGUACGACUCACUGUACGAGGAAUACACACGCACCUCACAGGAGCUGCAGAUGAAGCGCACAGCCAUCGAGGCCUUCAAUGAGACCAUCAAGAUCUUUGAGGAGCAGUGUGAGACUCAGGAGCGCUACAGCAGAGAGUCUUUGGAGCGAUUCCAACGCGAGGGCAACGAAAAGGAGAUUCAAAAGAUCCAGAGCAACUCUGAGCGUCUGACGUCUCGUGUGAAGGAGAUCCAUGACAGCAAGCGUAAGCUGGAGCAGGACCUGAGACAGCAGGUCUCUGAUAACCGAGAGAUCGACAAAAAGAUGAACAGCCUCAAGCCGGAUCUCAUGCAGCUCCGCAAAAUCAGAGACCAGUACUUGAUAUGGCUGACUCAGAAGGGGACACGGCAGAAGAAGAUCAAUGAAUGGCUGGGCAUAAAGAAUGAUGCAGAUGACUCCUUCUCACUGGAGGACGAUGAGGGUUCACCCCACCAUGAUGAGUGUACCUGGUAUGUGGGCGACAUCAAACGCACCCAGGCUGAGGAGAUGCUGAGAGGCAAAUGUGACGGGACCUUCCUCAUCCGUGAGAGCCAAUCACAGAAGGGCUCCUACGCCUGUUCUGUCGUUGUGGAGGGUGACGCCAAGCACUGUGUCAUCUACAAGACUGCCACGGGCUACGGAUUCGCUGAGCCCUACAAUCUGUACUCGUCCCUCAAAGACCUGGUGCUCCACUACAAAAACGUCUCCUUGGUCCAACACAACGACCAUCUGAAUGUAAAUCUAGCCUACCCAGUCCUGGCCCGCUCUCAGAACCAGAACCAGCACCCCAGAUGAAUCAUCCACCAGCAGUGUCGGGACGCCAACCAGGGUGGGGGAACUCAAUUUUCACUCGUCACAUUGGGGAAAAAAACGAUCCUCAAAACAAAGCUUGUUCUUGUUUAAGUGGCGAAGAGAAAUAGACUCAACAGCAACUAUUUAAAAUUCAUGUGUUCUUGGCUUGAUGCUGGUGCUAAUUUCCCACACCAACUCCAGUCCAGCAAAGAGCUCUCCUUGCUAACAGCAUGGCUUCAAAAUAAGCACACCACCACCACCAGUAUGGGAGAACUGUACAGUUAGUCUGGCCGACGCAGUGAGUUUUAACUCGAGGAGAGUGUCGCAUUAGCCAGCCGUGACUGUACAGUGUCAGUUAUGAAACAUCAAGUGUGAGAAAUUCAAAUGAAAUUACCUUUAAUUCAGAAAAAAAAAAAAAGACGGACUAAAUGUGUUCACAGAAGUCAAAAUAAGCACACAAAAUGUUGUUUUCAAGAUCGUGGAGAAGAGGAGAGAAACCAGAUGGUGGGAUGAAUUUACAAGAGGCACUUUUGUUUGUUUUUUUGCCUUGAACACUAACUGCUAACUGUCCACAGACAAAGGCCCAAUCUGUCAUCCCCAGACUGCCUGCAAACUCUCCGUAGACAAAAGCCUGAGCUGUCACCCACUGAAAAGGACUGGCUCGGCUAAAGCAGGCUGCUCCCUUCACACCUAGAGGCGGCUGAAAACCCCGACGACCAGGGGUGUAGUCACUGGAGCCGAGGGAGGGGGGGGGUGUGUGUGUGUGUGUGUGGGGAGGGGAGUAUUUUAAUGGGUUUUAAAAAGAUUGAUGAUUCAAUUUAAAGCUUGCUGAAGUGCCAUAGUAAUAGCUUUGAAUGACCACAAGCCUGUGUCACUGGAACAAGGGGGCACGUCGAGGUUGAAAGAAGGAAGGAGGAAAUAAACGGCCGUCGAAAUAGACAAAGAUACAGCUUUAAAAAUACAAUACACACACAGAGGUAUAUUUUUUAUGAAAUAAUCUUUAUUUCCAACUGCUUUGGCUUGUUGCUCUCUCUCUCUCUCUUUGGGCCUCUUUUGUAAUUGACGAGGUACGACGUACAGUAAAAACUGUAUGACGAGAGAAAUGCAUGGUACAUAUUUGGUAUAUUGUGAAUAUAGACUUUUACUCACAAUACACUAGAUGGAGGGGUACAUUAUUAGAUGCAGUUCCCCAUGAUUCAGGUGGAAAGACAUUAAGCAUCAAACGUCUCUUUGUUUCAAACAUCUGCCUUCUUUUUUCAUCCUCUUUGAUACUGUAGCACCUGUAGCCAUUGACUUAAGGCUUAACUGUUAGUGCUCCUCUCAUGUGUCUUGUUUCUAUAUGCUAAAGACACUUGUGGAGCAUCAGUCUGUGUGAUUAUUGUAUCUUCGGUACUGUAUUUGCCUUCACUCUUGUUAGAUUUGACUGUUUUAGCGGUACUAUGUCCUUGCAGAUGUUUAUUGUUCUUUUUAAUGCAGAUUUACUCGCGGUACAUCCUUCCCCCCCCGCGCUUUACUGUUCAUUUCAUCACAAGUUUGACUCACAGAGCUGUAGAACAUUUGUGUACAAAAACAAAGCAGUAAUAUAACUUAUGUACAGUAUAUUUCAGACACACAUGCGGUCGGUGUGUAUGGCUUUACACCGUUUCAUCGCUGUGUUUCUUUACGUUUUCACAACAUUUGCGAUGCUCUUAGGUUCUGUUUUAGGAUGCACAGUAUCCAGCUAAUGUGAGCCAAAUGAAGGAUAUCUUUUCAUGUAGCAAGAAAGGAAAAAAGAAAAAAAAAAGAACCAGUCAUCUUGCCAUUUAGUUUGGCCUCCGUGGUCUGAGAGAUUAUCUAGUACAGUACGCAUGGAGUCCUUCAUUUGGGUGGCUGUUUUUCUUUCUUCACUUGGCACCAGUGGUUGGUAAUUGUACUUUUUGUAGUGCAAAUACAGUAUGAUGUGUGGUAGUACUAUGCACAACAGAGUCGUAUGUGGAGAAACAAGUUUUAGAUUGACUGAGAUGAGUUCCCUCCCUCUGCUCUGUGGCGGUGAGUUUCAGUUCCCCUCAUGUUCAUUCGGCGUGAGGUAAAGAUUGUACCGUCGUUGUUCUUCGUCACUUUCACAGCAUAGCUCGUUUAGAGGCAGUCGUCGUCGUCGUGUGGUUGAUGGCGUCACAUGAGGCCUCUGUUGACUUUGAUUCACACGGUUGAUUUCUUGAGAAUGAAUGAAUACGAAUAAUCUCUCAAAUUUCUUACAUGUAGUAGACUCGGAUUGCCAAAAAGGUAUUUUUGUAGAAAGACAUAGAAGAGGCAAACAUUGUUGGCAAUAGACGGUUUUAGAAAGAAACGGUGCACUGUUUUAAAGGUUGCACAUUUUGUAUUUGUGUUUUAUUCUUUCUUUUUUAAGGAGGGAUAGAAAUUGUAGUGAGAUAUUCACCUACUCUUCUGGUCAUGAAAGUAAAUGAUGCACGUUUCAUCUGAAGACCUAAGCUUCCAACAAACACGAUGCGUCUGGGCAUAGCAUCAUUUCUGUUUUUGAAAUGAUGAUUCACAAAUUUCAGGUAGCAACAUUUUUUCCAAACAGACCAACCACACUUUCAAAUGAAACCUAACUAGGCCUGAAAAGUUUGAAACCGAGACGUCAUUUUGAUUUCAGUCAGGACGAAUCAAGUGUACUGUACUUUGCACAGUUCUUGGAAAGUAGAAACUCCCAAGAAAUAAA
Messenger RNA from Anarrhichthys ocellatus (wolf-eel), 4909 nucleotides. It is a transcript of the gene pik3r2, whose product is annotated as phosphoinositide-3-kinase, regulatory subunit 2 (beta). The transcript has 15 exons. Gene Ontology annotation, molecular function: protein binding; 1-phosphatidylinositol-3-kinase regulator activity. Gene Ontology annotation, biological process: insulin receptor signaling pathway; phosphatidylinositol phosphate biosynthetic process. Gene Ontology annotation, cellular component: phosphatidylinositol 3-kinase complex. NCBI's taxonomy places the organism in Eukaryota, Metazoa, Chordata, Actinopteri, Perciformes, Anarhichadidae. Bases 1 to 2211 code for a protein of 736 amino acids. The record is from RefSeq and is a predicted model, not a curated record.